CGGCUGCAGAUAACCUCAAACGCCGAGGAAAACGCCACAAAGACAGAAAUAACAUAAAUGAAAGAAGGUUUCUCUCUCUCUCUCUCUUCUCUCUCUCUCUCUCUCUCUCUCUCUUAAUAUUCCAAGGCGCUCGUGACGUGAGGCUGAAUAUCCCGACCCUGUGACUGUGUUAUAUUCAUCACUCGCCUGGAUUCCCUCCCCCCGCCUUCUUCAGCAGGCACACCGGCCGUGGAGGAGGAGAUGAGUUCCGAAACCCCAGAGAAGACUCCACCCACCCGCCCACCCCCUCCAACGACGCUCAUGAUGAACACAGAGGCAGCCUCGCAGGAGGAAGAGUUUGUGAAAACGUAUCGAGAGGCUUACAAGUACAUCGACCAUGGGAUCACUCUGGCCACGCAGAAUAUGCACACUCAGGCAGGAUCGGUAUUACAGAAAGGCCUGGCACUCAUAGACAAAGCUCUCACCAUCAAGAUUGAGAACUUUGAUUGCAGCGGAGAGAAAAUCCAACAUUAUGCCGAGAUGCAGAACAAGAUGCGGUGUACCAGAAAAGAAGUUUUAAACCACUUCACGGAUAGUCAGGCAGCCAUGAACCCAAGCGCAGGUGCUGCAGCUCCUGGUCUGGAAGAUGCUCCCCCUUCGUACGAGGACUACCUCAGGUCCCUUGACUCUGGCACUGCCACCUCCAGCAGUGAGGGUGGAAAUGCCGGCACAGGUGCAGUCUCCUACCCGCGUCUCAGCGCACUCAACCCACAGGUUCAAGAAGCUGCCUUUACAGAGAUCGCAUCAGAGUCACCCAUCGUGACCCCUGUCAUGUCACCCCAGAAUGGAGAAAUGAUCUUCCAGAUUGAGAAUGGGGUACAGAUCUUUUUCAUUUAUCCUGAUGGCCGUGUCACCAGUCCGUCCUACCCUUCAUUCCUGGCUGUGUUUACUUUCCCUGAGCCUAUCGGGCAUAAUACCGGUCCCAAUGGUGCACGAGGGUUCCUGCAGGUUGGAGAGUGGAGUUACCCCCUGAUUCCAGCACGCAGCCCUGUCCUUCACUCCUUCUAUGGGGCCUACAUGUUUCCUGAUGUCACAAAUAAUGUUCCAGGCUCAAGCGUUGGGAUCAUUAUCCCUGACACGGUGGAGAAGGAAACGCUGGAAUUCUUUGAGCAGAUCCUGAUGCAGCUAACCUCAUACCAGGAACAGAAGACUCCUGAGGGAAUAGAUGCAGAGAAGGAAACCGAACUUAUCCACCAGUCCACCUCAGAAAGGAUUGCCUCAGGUUUGGUUGCAGGAGCUGAAGCAAUCUCGAAGGGUGUGGUGUGGGGUGCAGCUAAACUCAGUGAGCUCAUAACCAUUGGCUCAGAAAAUUUGAAGGAAUAUGUCCAGCCUGAAGAAAGUAAGAAGGAGAUUGACCCCAAGUGGCAGACAACAGCAAAGGUGGCACGGGAUGUUUCUGGCAAGGCGGUGAAAGUCAGCGGAUUUCUUUUGAGCCAAGUAGGCAAGGCAACCAUGGCGCUUGGCAGGCGAGUGGCACCACAUAUCCAGAGGCAUGGAACGCGAGCCAUCUCUCACCUGACAGGGCAGAAGGAGAAGGAAGCCAAUUCAAAUGUGGAGGGUGUGUUGGAGGUAGCUGCAGGGGCCGUGAAGGGUGCCUCCACCGUCUACAUGAGUUUAGAGAAUGCUGCUGCCACUCUUGCUACCAGUAUCACUCAGAACACUGUCAAAGUGGUCACUCACAAAUAUGGUGAGGAAGCAGGCAACCUCACAGACAACACACUUUAUGCUGUAGGGCAGACUGCUUUGGUUGGGCAUAACAUCGCUUCACUGGGAGUUAAGGGCAUUGCCAAGCGAACAGCCAAAGAUACAGGGAAGGCUCUCGUUCACCAGCACGAGGAGAAGAAGCAGUCUAAAAUAGCUGGAGGAGUGGAAGAGGCAGAAGAGGCCAUGGAAGUCACAGAGGAAGAUGGAAACAAUCCUCCUACAAAGCCAAUUCGAGAAAAGAAGAAGAAACCUCUUUAAGAAGUUUUCCUUUUUCUCCUUGUUUUUUUUUUUCUUUUCUUUUCUUUCUCGAAUUCUUUUCAUCUCAAUUAUUAUUUCCUUUCACUGUUUUAAAAGAAAGCAAUGGAUAGUUCAGUUUCUUGUAAAGGACCUUACAUAUACAGGUAAUAAAAUGUUAUCUUGUUGUUGAUAUUAACAGUGAUAGUAUUAUACUAAUGGGCCUUAUCAUCAUAUUUUCCAGUGGAUUAUAAUGUUUUUUUUCUUAUGCACAGUAUAUAUAUUUUAUAUAUGUUGCUAGAUUAUCUUUACUUCCCAUUCAAGCCAUCUAUAUAUACUAUUCUAACAGGAUGAUGAAGCUUAUUCAUUGGGUAUUUCAUUGACCAAAAUUGGUAGGUGGUUAGAGAAGUUUGUUGAUUGUACUGAAGAUUGAUUAUCCUUUUGGGCCUCAUGUUUUAUGAUGGCCAACCCACAGAAAUUACUCAUUGCAAUGCUACAACCAGUGAAGAAAUAGAUACUGUUAUUUAUAAAGGCUAGAAUGGUUGAGAGAAGUAUAAUUGUGGCUGAGUGUUUAUGUUGCAUUAGAGCUGUGUAUUAUUCCCUAGAACUCAUAGACUGGACAGUACAGGAAAGUGCCAUAACUGUCAGAUUAUUUGGGCCAAGAGAGAUAUUAUUGUAAAUAGAAAUGAUUUUUUUAAGAAAUCAAAAAAUUAUAAAUGCUUCAUGUAAAUACUUAUUUUUCCUUACCUAAAAACAUCAGAGGAUUAACUUCAAAUUAAGGUUGCAGAAUAUUGCUGAGGCUGAGUUGAUGAUGAUUAGCUAUUCCCCAAGAGAUGAUCAUGUAUUUAAACACAGAGACAGUUCUAAAAUGCUAUAAUAGUUUGCUUCUCAUGGCCCUAUUGUACAUGUUUCUGCUGGGGGGUAUCCUCAUGUCACAAACCUGUUACCCGGGUCAUGACAAAGUUUCUCUCUUCACAUCACAGGGUAACCAUUCCUGCUGGUGCCUUAUUUGUUAAUAAGUGAAAAUCUUGGCUUAUUUUUUAAGUACUUGGAUUUCCUUUAUAGGGUAUUAUCAAAUGAAGAUUUGUAUACAUGACUGAUUUCAAGAUUUUUUGUGUUUUGCCAAAUGUAUUUGUUAUUAUUGUUUUAAUACAAAAUGUGUAUGAUAAACAUUGAUAAAAUGUACUUGCCAUGGAUGUAUAUUUUAAAAAUUUCUAGGUAAAGUCCAGACCAUGCAGCAGUUGCAAAACUUUCAGAAUUCCACAGAUUCUAAUAUAAUGAGAAUUCUCUGUACAAGGUCCCAAUGUUGAAGUCACAAAACUUGUAUCAAAAUACCUCGUAGACAAUUUCUUGCCAGUAUGAAAGGGUUGGUGCUUGUGUGUACAUAUGUUUUAUAGAUGAAUGAACAGUGAGUAGCAUGUAGCUUUGAAUUCUCUGCUUUGAAGGAUCUGGCUAAAUUUUGUACUCUGAUUUAGUGUCCUUGUGUUGUAUUGCACUAGUUAUAUAGCAUUCCAUUUUGUUAAUCUUUUUCAUUAUCUUUGCUUUGUCUUUCUUGUAGUAGGUAGUGUUCUGAAAGUUGAAGCAGCUCAUGUAAAAUAUUUUCUUUUGAAUUAUGCACACACACAGAAAGUAUAUUUUCUUCCACUUUUUGUUUAUUUAUAAGUUAUAUUAUUUUUGUAUCAAUUGAUUGAUUUGAUUUGAUUUGAUUUUUAUUUAUUUAUUUUUUAUGGGCACCUCAGGUGUAGAAAUAGCACUUAGGUUUUUUCCUUUUUCUUUGUUUGUUUUUUGUUUGUUUUUCAGAGGCUUUUUUUCAAUUUCUUUUAGUAGUGGAACUUAUUUGGUAUAAAUUGAAGUAGUGCUUGAAAAGCUAGCUGUUAAUGGAUGAGGAAACAAUAUUGAAGAUCCUGUUUCUUCUUCUUCUUCUCCAUCUCCCUCUCCUCUUUGUCCUCCUCCUCCUUCCCCAUCUGCAUCUUCAUUUUCAUCAUCAUCUUCAUCUGAACCUUCAUCAUCCUCAUCCUUUGCUUUUGGCUCAUUAAGUGAAUAUUCUUCGCAGCAUGAAGAAAACCACAAGCAAGUUAUUGUGAAGAAAAGAUCAUAUGAUCAGAUAAUGACGUUCCUGCUUCUGACUCCACCCUGGAUAAAGAAGUGAAUACCAAGUUUCAUCCCUUCUUUAACUGUAAAUUGUAUGUUUUAUCACAUUGCCCUGAAAAUGCUUUUGUAAUUUAGUGAUUUAUUGCAAUGUUAGAGGAUGAUUUGCAAUGCGUGACCUGAAAGCGUAGGUAUACUUGCUAUGAUUUUUUUUUUUUUUUUUCUUUAAUGAUUCUAACAUUUUCACAUUCAUGUUUUCUUUCUUCUUUCCAUUUCAAACAUUGUGAAACAUUUAAUGUGUACGGUUUAUCCCUAAAUAUUACAUUAAUUUUUGUCACUUUUUCUCACCAAAAUCAUACAAGUAAACCUGAUCCACUCACAGAUUUAUUUUUGUAUUUUAUUUUGUUUUUGUUUGUAUAUGGUUUUCUUAUGUCUGAUAAGUGUGUUUGUAUCUGUUUUUAUUGUGUUUGAUGAGUGAACUAAAUUAACAUGUUAUUUUCUUCCAUGUAACCAAUGUGAAUGUCUUAAAUUAUUACUUAUUUUCUUUAAAAAAAAAAUGUCCUGUUAGCAGUGUUUGAAAUACUGUUCUUGUUUAUAAUUAAUAUUAUUAGCAGUAUCAGUAACAUAAUGUCAAAAAUAUUUUGAUCAUUGUAAUAAUACUUAAAUCUUUUAUAUGAUUUUUAUUACUUCGUACGAUGGUUACAUAAUUUCCUCAGUAAUUUUUGUAACAUUAGGGGAAAUCCCUCUUACAAAGAAUGUUAAGUUAACCAAUCAUUGUAACAUAAACAUUGAAUAAUACUCAUGUAUUUUUCUAAUGUCUAAAAUUUUGUUGCACUAUUUUAUAAAUGUCAUGGAGCUUUGGAACUUUUUCUCUUUUUUCAUUGAAGCAUGAAAGCAUUUUUUUUUUUUUUUUUUUUUUCUAUCAAGUACAGCAUCCAGCAUUAUACACAAGAUAAAAGCAGCACCAAGCCAAAAUUAUAUGAUCUUUCCCUUUUUUUCUUUCUCCUUUUCAUGUUAUUUCGAAGUUAAAAGAAAAAAAAAAAAGGACUGUAUUUUCAGGAAACUUUUUACAGGAAGCGUGAACAGAAAACCACGUUUUGUUAUGCCAUGUCCAUUGUCUCUUACAGAUUUCACACAGCUUCAAACUCCAAAAAGCAAAAUAGGAGAAUAGAUGAUAUGCAACAAAUCAGCAAAGCAACGGAAAUUUGUAUGCCUUAUAUGUGCAACCAAACCUAUGAUAGCAAGCUUUAAUAAAGGAUGAGAAAA
Penaeus monodon (black tiger shrimp) is the source of this 5331-nucleotide messenger RNA. RefSeq names its product spartin-like. The record is from RefSeq and is a predicted model, not a curated record. Lineage: Eukaryota; Metazoa; Arthropoda; Malacostraca; Decapoda; Penaeidae. Gene Ontology annotation, biological process: cell division; negative regulation of BMP signaling pathway. The transcript is spliced from 12 exons. The coding region runs from base 241 to 2001 and encodes 586 amino acids. Gene Ontology annotation, cellular component: plasma membrane.